AUGGAUAACUUGAUUAUUUCUUUGUUUUUGCGGACUGACACCGACGACUGGUUAAACCAGCAGACUGAUCAAACUGCCUCGUCUAAUUUCACGGUGCACGAAAACCCAAAAUGGAAAGUUAAUUGCAAAGUUGAGGCUAGCAAACCUCACUCUCAUAACUACAUCUCAUAUUUUUUUAAUGUUUAA
Molecule: messenger RNA, 186 nt
Organism: Saccharomycopsis crataegensis
Lineage: Eukaryota; Fungi; Ascomycota; Saccharomycetes; Ascoideales; Saccharomycopsidaceae
Exons: 2
Coding region: 1-186 (61 amino acids)
Source: RefSeq, a predicted model, not a curated record